Pecten maximus is the source of this 1190-nucleotide messenger RNA. Its product is annotated as E3 ubiquitin-protein ligase MARCH2-like. NCBI's taxonomy places the organism in Eukaryota, Metazoa, Mollusca, Bivalvia, Pectinida, Pectinidae. The record is from RefSeq and is a predicted model, not a curated record. Gene Ontology annotation, cellular component: cytoplasm. Bases 78 to 977 code for a protein of 299 amino acids. The transcript is spliced from 4 exons. Gene Ontology annotation, biological process: protein polyubiquitination. Gene Ontology annotation, molecular function: ubiquitin protein ligase activity; zinc ion binding.
GACGUCAUUUCCGUUUAAUAUUUUGACGUCGUGAGAAAUAUUCAAACAUGUUUUAGCGACUUUGUGAAAACAAAGCAAUGGAAAUCUCCCCUGUGGAGAUUUCUCUGGCAGAACUGGAGAAUCCGAAGGCGAGUUCAGCAACUGGACGCCUGGACGAUCCACACGCACCAGGAACAGCUGAGUCGGGGUUGAGCAAAUGUGAGAAAGAAGAUGAUGAUGAAAAACUUGCGUCGCUAGAGAGUAAGGAGGCAAGCUGUGAGACAGAACAAAACUCACAGCUCGGAAAGGACUCCGCAGUACAACAGUCGGAUGCCGACUUACCGCCACCCUCUUACUCUACAUCAGAUGAAACUAUCUGCCGCAUUUGUCAGGGAUCCAACAAAGACACGGAGGAGCCGAUACAGACAACACGCUGUGCGUGUAAGGGUGCCACAGCCAACAUCCACCAGUCGUGUCUGCGUGAAUGGGUUCGACACCAGCGGAGCGUACGCUGUGAAAUCUGUAGGGGACGUUUUGAGGGCAUCAGCCCUCCUGGAUCGCUGGAACGAUCCCUGGACCGGCACCUGGAGAAUUACAUGCCUGCGGAGGAUAUCACGCAGACCAUUCAUCAGUUGUACUACCAUCUCAACCGAAUCCGGCCGUUUACCAGGCGCAGGCGCGCGGCCAUAGCAGCGUCCAUCGUCUUCCUGACCCUGGUCACAUUCAUGUGCGCCAUUAUGACCGUGGAGGCUGACCGGGAAUACCACCGGGUAUCCAAGAGCCCGUGGUCAACUCAUCAUGACAUUGACCAGUCCGGAAUCAUCUUUAGUAUCUGUGUAGCCUCGGUGUCAUUCUGCGCUACACUGACCAUAGGCUUACUGGUGAUCUGGGGUAGUGCGGAAUGUACUUACAUCAUACAGCGUCGGGCUCUCUACCGCCGAGUCGAACGUCGGGUGCGGGAGAACAUGCGCAGACACAACGUAAUAAAUAUAUCGUGAUUGUCUUAUAUAAAGAAAGGGUCAUUAUCAUUUGUGAAACAAUUCUCAUUCAUAGCACGAACAAAUUCAAUCUAAUUAAAAUCAUAUCUCACAGUUCUGAUAAUCUAGGUUCAAAUACUCAUCAACCAUUCGCUGCUGGUUUGCAGUUUUCCAUCAAACAUUACCAGUAUUUGAACGAGAGUUGUCUAUCAGGCGCUGCUAAGGAAAAAUAUG